Messenger RNA from Mycena indigotica, 783 nucleotides. RefSeq lists its product as uncharacterized. The record is from RefSeq and is a predicted model, not a curated record. Bases 1 to 783 code for a protein of 260 amino acids. The transcript is spliced from 2 exons. NCBI's taxonomy places the organism in Eukaryota, Fungi, Basidiomycota, Agaricomycetes, Agaricales, Mycenaceae.
AUGACUUCCCUCUCGCGCGAUAUCAAAGACGCCCAGCACCCGCACGUAAUGUCCCCUCCCUUCUCGAUAGCAAACCAAGAAUCGCUUGGGAGCGCUACACCACUCGCAGUGCCUGAUCGCCCGUUCGAGGUCCCUUCUGCUGCUCACCCUUCGACGUGGCCUAUAGAAUACUUUAUCAACUGGGACCUCGCUGGUCCAGAUGAGUCUGAUGACCUUCUCGCCGACAAUGACUCGCUCGUCGCCACCAACGACUCGAUUUCUACUGUCCAGCAAGACUGGCAAUCCAAGCCGUCUGCCAAUGCACUGGUUCUAACCCCUGUUCGGCCCGUGAAAUUCGACGCUUGGUUCAUAUACAGUCCCCGCGAACACUAUGCUCAGAUGCAACAGUCUCAUCAUUUCUCCACUACUCCCCCUCUGUUAUUUGCGCAACAACCUACAUCACCUACACUCCGCCAUACUUGUCGUCAAACUCGUGUCGUUAGCCAACUUCCACCUGUCAUCACAGAGAAGGAGAAUCUUGGUUCAGCCUUUAUGCAAGCUUCUUCUGCUGUGGCAUCUCCGUCUCCAUCUGCACCUUCUACUCGUCGCUCCACACGUAUCGAUCGCAGGCAAACAGACACUGAUUGCGUAAAGGGGACAGACUCUCGUCAGCGCCGAGCCAAAGCCCACAAGAAAGCAAGUUCCAUUAAAAUGCGCAAUGACACUCGCAAGAAGAGAACCCUGCAAAUGGCUGAUACCACAAUCGAUCCACCACAGGUUAGUCUAUUCGACUGCUUUGCGUGA